UUUUCGUUAGUGUUCCAGUCUAGUCACCCCAGGGUCCUCGAGGGAAAUGCUCAAUAGAAAUAGUUGCGGUUGUGUUAUUGUUGUAAUUUGUGUCGAAGGAUGACUGUCAAACUGGAUUUUGAAGAGUGUCUCAAAGACUCCCCCCGAUUCAGGGCCGCCAUUGAAGUGGUGGAAGUAGAUGUCUGUGAAUUGGAAACGCGAUUAGAGAAGCUGGUGAAGCAGUGCCACUCCAUGCUAGAGGCUGGCAGGGCCUACUGUCAGACGAGCAAGAGCUUUGUCACAGGGCUCAAAGAGCUGGGCCACCACUGUUCUGGGGACAACAUGAUGGGGGAGUGUUUGGAGAAAUUCUCCAAGAAGCUGGCAGUGAUUCUGGAAGCUCAGGGGGAAGUGAUUGAAAGCACACAGAAGUCGGUGAAGUUGAAGUUGCUGAGUUUUGUGAAAGAGGACGUGCGUCGGUUCAAGGAUGUGCGUAAGGAGUUUGAGCGGGGCAGUGAGAGUCUGGAGGCAGCAUUGGGGAGGAACGCUCAGGCCCCCCGGGGAAAACAGCACGAGGUAGAAGAGGUCAGCCAUGCCCUCCUCAACGCCCGCAAGACCUUCCGCUCCGGAGCCCUCGACUACGUACUGCAGAUCAAUGUCAUCGAGGCCAAGAAGAAGACCGACAUCCUGAUGGCGAUGGUGUCUAUGAUGGAGGCCCAGUCCCAGUUCUUCCAGCAAGGUCACCAGUCCCUCUCGGAGCUGGACGACUACCGCCGCACCCUGAGUGAAGAGCACACUCAACUAGUGUUGAAUUCCGCCAGGGAGAAGAGAGACAUGGAACAGAGACACGAGGCCAUUAAGAAAAAGGAUGUCUCCUACGAUAACUCCUUAAUGGAUUUCUGUGCUGAUGCCGCCAACGGUAUUGCCAUGGAGGGCUACCUGUAUAAGAGAGCUAGCAAUGCCUUCAAGACCUGGAGCAGGCGCUGGUUCUCUAUUCAGAAAAAUCAACUGGUCUAUCAGAAGAAAUUCAAGGAUCAGCCCACAGUAGUGAUUGAGGAUCUGCGUCUUUGUACAGUGAAGGUCUGCGUUGACAACGAGAGACGAUUCUGCUUCGAGGUGGUCUCUCCAUCCAAGAGCUGUCUGUUACAGGCAGACUCCGAGCGUCAGCAGCAGGGCUGGAUCAGUGCUGUCCAGAACAGCAUUGCUUCAGCCUUCCAGGAACGCAGAGAAGACCCACACUGUUCCAGGGAGUAUUGCAGCUCUGUGUCGGGAGGCAGCCCAGGAGGAGUAGGGCUGUGUGGGGAGCAGGAGAAGACGGGGGGCCGCGAGGCUCUGGAGGAGGUCCAGGCCAUCCCGGGGAACAUGCAGUGCUGCGACUGUGGAGAGCCCGGUCCGGACUGGGCCUCUAUCAACCUGGGGAUCACGCUCUGCAUCGUCUGCUCGGGGAUACACAGGAGUCUGGGCGUCCAUUUCUCCAAAGUACGCUCCCUCACCCUGGACUCCUGGGAACCAGAGCUGGUCCGGUUGAUGUGUGAGUUGGGAAACACAGCCAUCAACAGGAUCUACGAGGGGCGAAUUGAUGAGAUCACCAUCAAGAAACCUCACCCGUCCAGUCCAAGGGGUGAUAAGGAGUCGUGGAUUCGUUCUAAGUACGUGGAGAAGAAGUUCAUCCAGAAGCUCCCGGAGACGGGACGUAAAGCUCCCCUGCGGCGCUCCAGCGCCCGGAGGAACAGGGCUAACACCCAGGAGAGGCCAGCCGGGUCACGACCCCCACUCAAACCCAAACCCACCCGGGCCACCCUGCCACGACUCGCAGAUGAUGAAGAUGACGAAGAGGAGGACCUGUCUGGUCUUCAUCCCGGGGCGUUGUUAUAUCGGUCUGCAGCGCUGCAGCAUUUCCCUGUCAUGGCCGACGCCCUGGCCCACGGAGCUGACGUCAACUGGGUCAACACAGCCGAGGAGUCCAGCACCCCACUCCUACAGGCCGUCACCGCGAACUCCUUGGCAGCGUGUGAGUUCCUGCUACAGAACGGUGCCAAUGUCAACACAGCAGACAGCAACAGGAGAGGACCUCUACACCAUGCCACUAUACUGGGACACACUGGGCUUGUGUGUCUGUUCCUGAAGCGAGGGGCGGACUACAACGCCAGAGACAACACCCAGAAAGACCCCAUUACUAUCGCCGUGGAGACAGCCAACGCUGACAUCGUCACCCUGCUGCGAAUUGCCAAGAUGAACAAGGAGAUGCGGGAGAUGGAUGGAGCCUUUGGCCAACCAGGUGAUGAAACGUACCAGGACAUCUUCAGGGACUUCUCUCACAUGGCAUCUAACAACCCGGAGAAACUCAAGCGCCGCAGCACAGACUUUAAAACUUGACCUACCCAACAGCUGGUUCUUUUGUAUGCUGUUGUUAUGCUGUUUUCCUUCUUCUUUUUUUGUCACACACACGCCGACACAGACAAACACACACACACAUUUGCUGGCCACCUGCUCUGCGUUAGGUCAUUGCUCAGCUGGUGAUUACUUUAGUAGCGGCUCCGGUCCAACAGUAAUGUCUUUGUGUUUGGCUGCCAGAGGAGAACACUCGGGCUUAGUGGCUACAUGAGACACUUGUUGGAGGAGAUAGAAGAUGUACAGCCUAAUAAUGACAGCUAAUACAGUAAUAACUUUCCAUUGAUUGAUUUAUUUCCUAAUUUAAUUUGGUUAACCAUAGUCUAGCGGAGCCAUCCGACCCUAAUCUCGUUGACUUGACUAUAAGGCUAGGUUUCCCACAACUACUGUUGAACAAAAAAAAUAUAUUUUAAUAGCUGUGUUGCUUUCUGAUGAUCCUCCUCAAUGUAUUGUUGUGACAGAAAGAAAAGGAGGGAUAUGUUUGAAGCAAAGGGUUAAACAGUUGUAUGUGCUCUUAUACUUUUCUUCAUAAUUUUGGAUGUGAUGUUGUUUCUUUGUAUAUCAUGUUUAUUUUGGGGGGGGGGUCUAUUGACUGCAUGAGGUACAAGAGAUGUAUUUCUUGCGAAAAUUUAAAUACCAGAGUUCAUUUCAGUUUCUGUGUAAAGUCAUUCAGUGGACCUAAAUAUACUGGGUGUGUUCAAGCGGUAAGCCGAAAGAAGUCGACUAGACGAAAAUAGCGAGUGAAGUCGGGGGGAGGUGUAUCUGCGACAGCCAAAAGCAAGGCUCAGAUCAACAUGGCAAUGUCAACAUAGCUGCUAUAUAAAAGUUUUUCUUUAUAAAUGUCUAAAUAAACUUUUCUAUAACCCCAUAUCACA
This is a messenger RNA of Salvelinus namaycush (lake trout), 3242 nucleotides long. Its product is annotated as arf-GAP with coiled-coil, ANK repeat and PH domain-containing protein 1-like. The coding region runs from base 100 to 2352 and encodes 750 amino acids. Lineage: Eukaryota; Metazoa; Chordata; Actinopteri; Salmoniformes; Salmonidae. The transcript has 23 exons. The record is from RefSeq and is a predicted model, not a curated record. Gene Ontology annotation, molecular function: GTPase activator activity; protein binding. Gene Ontology annotation, cellular component: cytoplasm.